AUGUCCUUCCGACGACAUGAUCUGGAUAAUCUCCGCACGUUUCUCACCGGGCUGGUGACUGUGCACCACACCUCAAUCGCCUAUGGUGGGGCAGGAGGAUGGCCUUUCAAGUCUGCUGCUUUUGUCGGCGCGUCACCCUUGAUAUUGGGGUUCAAUAUGUUCAACCAGUCCUUCUUCAUGGGAGUUUUCUUUUGGAUUUCUGGACGCGUUUCAGCCCAAGCACUGCAGAGGGCGACAAGUUUAACCGCAUUCCUGAAGAACAAGACAUUGAGACUUGCUGUCCCUACCCUGUCUUAUACAUUGAUUGUAAACCCAAUCAUGCAUGCCUUGUUACAGCCGGACCUGGGUAUCGAAUCAGUGCUCGCGUUUAUCCGGGACUAUUUUGUCAAUCUCAGGGGUGUGAGAGGCCCAGUGUGGUAUCCAGUCACCUUGCUUUGUUUCGAUGCCAUCGCGGGGCUCAUCACUACUUCCCAUUGGAGGCAUAUCCGGAGGAGCAAAGGGGCACAUUUGUACGAAUUGCUAAGAAGAUACGGGUGGCUAGCGGCAGCCGUGCUAAACUUCCUGGCUAAGACACAAUAUCCAGUGGGAAGAGCGCUGCCCAUCAUCAAUCUGCAGCCCGCAUAUAUGUUCCAGUAUAUUUACGCAUAUACUCUGGGAUAUCUCGGCUACUAUCAAGGGGAACAGAUCAUGAGAGGCCCCUUUGAAAUCCUCUCUGGUAGCCAGGGCCCGACAAGAACUAAGUCGCCUGAGAGGAAAUUCGCCAAAGGCAUAUCACUGAGAACUGCCAUAAUGGUGUCUCUGCUGUCCAUGAGCAUCAUUCACCUCCCUCGAUACCUGGACUCGAUCGAAUGGGUAGAAAAGACGACUGAGCAGCUAUUUGGAGGUUGGAAUCUGCCUUCACUUCUCUAUGCUUUUUGGAAUGAAUUCUCAUUCAAUCUUUUCUCGCCUGCGCUCAUGUUUGAUUUUCAACAAAGACAAAGUCAACAAGCGACCCGGUCCAUCUGGAAUGCCAGGUACUCGUAUGCCACUUUCCUGGUCCACACACCUUUUUUGUACAUCUGA
Pestalotiopsis fici W106-1 is the source of this 1062-nucleotide messenger RNA. RefSeq lists its product as uncharacterized. The record is from RefSeq and is a predicted model, not a curated record. The transcript has 2 exons. Gene Ontology annotation, molecular function: acyltransferase activity, transferring groups other than amino-acyl groups. NCBI's taxonomy places the organism in Eukaryota, Fungi, Ascomycota, Sordariomycetes, Amphisphaeriales, Sporocadaceae. The coding region runs from base 1 to 1062 and encodes 353 amino acids.